CCUUUCAUUGCUAUCGUUGGCAAUUCCCUUGAUUUAUUCCUUUGAUUCCUGCCAUGGUGUGCCCAACUCAUGGAGAGGUCCGAGGCAUGGCUUGUGCCAGAAGUGGAUUUGCUGUUGUCCGGAAAUCCUGGCAACGAAGAUGCAGUAUACCAGCUCCUUUCCGAGGGCAAUACGCUCACACGGUGGGCACGGCGGCCAGCCGAAGCCACUUGUGUGCUAAACGGCUUGGCCAAGUUAAGGCGUACCAUCUUGGCACUUCAAGUCCUGAAGGUCAUGCAGCGUGCCGGUGUGGAGGUGAAUGUUUUCCACUACUCUUCUGCCGCAUCAGCAUGCGAAAAGUCAGGACAGUGGAUGCUGGCCGUUCAAUUGCUGGCCGACAUGAAGGGCGGGAAUGUCCAGCCGAACGUCUUCACCUUUGGCUCUGCGGUGAGCAGCUGCGGGGUGGCCGCCUGCUGGGUGGAGGCUUUGGCACUUCUCGCUAUGGCGGAGGCGGCAGAUGCUGUGAAUGCCUUUGCCUUCAGCGGUGCCAUUGCUGCAUGCAAGAACAGUGGGGAGUGGGAAGCUUGUCUUGGCCUCCUCCAAACCAUGGCGGACAUGAAGGUGCAAAGAGAUGCCGUUUGCAUCAGCAGUGCCAUCAGCGCUUGCGAGAAGCGUGCAAGGUGGCAAGCAGCCAUACACUUGCUGCAGUCAAUGCAGGAGGGUUGGAUGAGGCCAAAUCUGGUGGCUGAAAAUGCUGCCCUGAGCGCAUGUGAGAAAGCCAGGCGCUGGCAGCAUGCUUUUGCACUGUUCAGGGAGCUGCCACGGAAGCGCCUCAAAGCCGACAAGAUCAGCUACAACGCGAUGAUCAGCGCCUGUGCCAACUCUGGACACUGGGAGCUAGCUUUAAUGCUGUUGGAGGAGUUGUUGAGGAUGAAACAGCCAGACGCUGUGAGCUACAGCGGGGUGAUUUUGGCCUGUGAGCGAGGGAGCAGAUGGCAUUUGGCAAUGGAGCUCCUCCACCUUAUGAGAGCUGCAGAAAUUCUGAUGGAUGUCAUCAGCUGCGGCAGUGUCAUGAGUGCCCUUGAGCAAGGAGGUGAAUGGCGCUCUACCAUUGCGUUGCUAGCGCAGAUGCCAAGUCGGAUCCUAACACCGAACCCCGUCACCAUCAGUAGUGCAAUCAGUGCAUGUGAUGGAGGAAGUCAGUGGCGUGCAGCCUUGCGACUUUUUCAUGCUACACCUGGGCAAGCAGAUGCCUUCUGCUGCAAUGCGGCCAUGAUGGCUUGCGAGAAGGUCAGCCAGUGGGAGUCAGCUUUGCUGAUGUUCCACUUGAUGCCAUGCUACACAGUGCAGCCAGACUUCAUUAGCUACACCUCUGCCAUGGUUUGCGCUGAUGCGGGUUGCAAAUGGACUCACUUUGCGGCGCACUGCGACCAUGAGUCUUUCCUGUUGAUGAACUUUUUCCAUGCUCAGAGCCGAAAAGGCCAAGGGCAGCAAGGCUCGUCAAAAAAGCUCCGGCUGGACAGCGAUCUCACGGCUCCUCCAACCGCGGGGCUUAACCUCAGAACCACAAUGUGCAAGCGCAUGUCUUGCACGCCGUGCAGACUGACCACGUGGAGUUCCACCAGAAGGAGACAGCAAAGUUGACGCUCCGGAUUCGACUCAAACAGA
Messenger RNA from Durusdinium trenchii, 1647 nucleotides. NCBI's taxonomy places the organism in Eukaryota, Dinophyceae, Suessiales, Symbiodiniaceae. The record is from the annotation of a GenBank genome assembly.